GGCCGCUCCCGGGGUUUGAACCUGGGACCUUUCGGUCUCCAGAUCAGUGCUUUAACGCACUUUGCCACCGGGGCAACAUAAACGGGCUGGCAGAACGUUUGAUAAGUGAAUAUGUUGGAUAACAAGGAGAGAUUACGGAGAAGCCUAUUAGACAUCAAAUUAGGUUAUGAUUUUACAAAUUAAGCACCAAAACAUCAUGUUAUACAACAAAUUUGACAGAAAAAGUAGUUCAAUACGCAGUAAUGGUAUGUAGUAAUUACUGUAUUUACGAAUUUAGCACCAAAAUAUCACGAUGUAUUAAAACAUUGACUACAAAAAUGCGUUGGAUAAUCCAGAACGUUAGAUAAGUAAAUGUUGGAUAAAUGAGACUCUACUGUACAACAGUUAAGACAUAUUACAAUAAAUAAAAAACAAUAAAAUCAUUAUAAAAACAAUAUGUUACAUUGAUCAUAAAAACGCAUUAAAAGCACAACAUGAGUAAAAACAAAACCAAAUGAAAUGAACCACCAGGUUGAUGGAGGGGGAUGGUGUGGAGGGGACAUUUAAACUAAAGUACAGUAAUAUAGUUAUAAAGUGCUGUGGGGCAAACGACAAGAUGGAAAAAUGUCUUAACCAUUUGAAGGGGAUGGACGUCCGGUUAAUUAUAGAGAGGGAACACAACCUCUGAGGGUACCUGCCAUAGAUGUGGGUGAAAUGUCAGGAGAGAAUGCUUCUGUAACUUGACAAUACAGCCCAGAAAACUCACAGCAACCCAGUGAUUCCGGCCAUGAAAGUCUUCCACAGGCCUCAAACUGGUUCCUGGAUUUUCUGUGUAAUCCUCUGACUUCCAAUACCGGUUUGAAACUGCAUUAAAUAGUCAAUAUCAGGGACACUUGGGCAUCUUGAGUAUUCUAACAAGUUUGGUCCAGAUCCAUCAUUGUCUAAGUCCACAGUGUUCUCUGGAUGUAGGUGAACUACAAUGCCAAAAUUCAAAGUCAGUUCCCACCAAACUCUUCCAGUAUUUUCUGUUGGUCAUGGGAGUUCUGUGUGCCAAGUUUGGUUCAAUUCCAUCAUUGGUGGAGUUCAGAAUGCGCUUUGAUUGUAGGUAAACUAUAAAUCCCAGAAACUACAACUCCCGAAUGACAAAAUCAAUCCCCUCAACCCCACCAGUAUUCAAAUUUGGGCAUACUGGGUAUUUGUGCCAAAUUUGGCCCAGCUGAUGAAAAUACAUCCUGCAAAUCAGGUAUUUCUACUACUUUCCUACAAGUGCCAAAAAUAUUGAAUAAAACAUUUCUGCACUAAACAUUAAUUGUGAAGUUUUUCAAAAGACCUUAGAAAUAAUUUCAGGAUUAUUUCUGUGCUUUCCUCCAAGAUGUUGAUUGCACCAUAUGAGCAGCUUCAGUUUUCUCUCUCCAAGUCAGUUACACAACUUUUUGGAAAAUACCAGAAUUGAAAUUAGCUAAACCUAUGACUGAACCUAAAUUACACGUGGCCACACCUUCCUGAGCAAUGUGUGGAGGCAGGAUCCAGUAGCAGCAGCUCUCAAGUUAACUGUAGGAGCAGUCUAUCUUCUAUAGGAACAGCGAAGGAGAUCAUCCUACAAUCAGCACUCCACUUGGAUCAUGUAGUGGUUCUGGGCCCCAGAGCAGAAAAUGCCACCUCCAGCUACAUCCGGGCAAACUUCCUAAUGUACAUUGAAAUGGCAAUUGGCUCCCAUUCCUUUUUCUUUUUCUUGAUGCCACUUUUCAUCUCAGGUGCAUUACUACCAACCCCUCAGAACAUCACAAUUGUUUCCACCAAUAUGAAGCACUUUAUGUUUUGGAGCCCAGUGAUUGUUCCUGGAGAAAUUGUAAAAUAUUCUGUUGAAUAUCAAGGGGAGUUUGAGAGGGAAUAUGUCAAUCACAGCUGGAUUCCCAUUGGAGAGUGUACAGGAAUCCAGAUGACUCAGUGCAAUAUCACAGAAGACAUUGCUGCCACGGUGCCAUACAAGCUGCGUGUUAAAGCUGUUCUCGGGAUGCAGACCUCACAAUGGGGCACUCCUAAUGGCUUUUUCAACCGAGUUACAACCUCCCUCAUUCCACCUGUGUUGAGUGUUAUAGCAGAUGGAUAUCAUUUGCUCGUAGAGUUAGAGCAUCUUGGACCUGCCUUUGAAUUUAGGAUAUUUUACUGGAGAAAGGGCCAACAUGAGAUGCGACGCAAAGUGGUGAGAGACAGCAGCACAGCUGUACAUCUGGAGACCAUAGAAGCUGAAACUGAAUACUGUGUGAAAGCCCAAACAUAUGUUCAGGUCAUCAAUCGAAGCAGCAAUUUCAGUGAUGUGCAGUGUGUGAGAGCUGGAGAUGGCAAAGGAAUAUGGGUAACAUUUGCGCCACUCUUCUUGGUCAUAUUUAUCCUAUCCACUUUGUUGUUUCCUUGGGUUAUAUGGAAAAUCUGCCGGAUCUGCCAGUAUUCCUGUUGCCCAAAUGAAAACAUGCCAGACACUUUGAAACUAACAGGAUCACCUGCUAGGAUGCUAAAUUACAAGGGGGAGGAGAUCGAGAAGUGCGAUGAGUUUGUGCAAGUCCUGCCCCCUGAAGAGUUUUUACUCCUUUUGGAUUCAUGAAAACCUUUCACAUCAUACGCAUGACACAAACUGCAAAAUAAGAGCUCAGUCUCUACCUUCAUCUUUGCAAAGCCAAGCUGGGCACACACAACUUUUCUGUAUGGGAAGGAUCAGGUUGCUUUCUUUGAAAGAAAAAGUGCCACAUGGUAAAUCAGGCCAUAGUUCCUGUGCACAAGAUUUUAGGAGGAAAGUCGGAGCAAAUCCAUUAUCUCCAGUUGAUAAAGAAUAGGAGCUACCGUAAGAAUAAAACAUACACUGUUCAUAAAUAUUUGUUGUCAUCUGCUGAACUAAGAUGUUGGGAUGUUGGUAGUUCAGUAUGGCAGUGUUUUGUAUACAGAAGAAUAGUCUUGGUAGAAGAUAAAUGUCAAAAUCCAUAUUGAUGUUGAUUUUGAAAGACAGAUCUCUGGCAGUGAGCAAGAGAUAGACAUCUAGGGAUCGAGUGCAGGUUGUGAAGAACAUAAUUUGCAUACAUAUCAUGCAGGUUCAGUUCUUUGCAUACACAUAUAAAGGGAUCACAUAGCAGGUGAUGUAAAAAAGAUCUUGUCAGAGAUUAUGGAGAGUUAGUGACUGGGGUAAAUGGGGUAGAGUUCAAAUUAGUAUAAAACAGCCUCCCAUAUUCUGCAUAGCUAAGAUUUCCAGCAAGCUGCAUGUAGAUUAAUAUUCUUCAUAGGCAUUCUUCCAUAGCAGACAAAAAUACUGUUUGGAAAUGGGAUAUUUUAUUGAUGAACUCAUGUGGACACUGCGUAACCUUCAUGUGUAAACUGGUUUCAACAGACAGAAAAGGUCAUUAUUACAUACAUUUAACUCUUGCAUAUUACAACCACAAGGAAGUAAAACAAAACUGAUCUUUACAAUAUUCACCAAUAAUUCCAAAUGGUCAGUUCAUAAUUGCUAGGCAAGGUGUUGUAUUCUAAGAAGUCCUAGUCAAAACCAGUACAAGAAAACCCCUCACUUUUAAUGCAUGGCUUUUGAAUCAAGUGUAGAAUUCGGCAGCAGGUGGAUUGUCUGCCUUGCAUUCAACAGUAACUUCUUGCUUUCCCAGCUUAAUUCUAGAUUCUUCAGAACUUUAUACACCCAGUUAUUGCUGUUGAUUGGCUUAAAAAUGAUAACAGCAUUUUCAAAUUGAUUUAAUCCACUUGGUACAGAACAGCAGUUAGGAACUUGAAAAUAAUUUCAAGUAAAACCUAUUUCUGGACCAGCGUUUACAUCAAAGGGUGGGAAGAUUUGAUCCUCCAAAUAUUUGGGUUACAGCUUCUAGAAUCAUUCAACACUGACCAUGUAGACAGGCUCUGAUAAUUGUAGGCAAAAACAUCCAGAGUCCCAAACAGUUUUUAAGGAAAAUGUAUAGAAAUUUGGUAUGGGAUUUAAAAAAAAAAACAUUGAUAUGCUUGGAAAAUACGUUUGUAAAACUGAAAUGUGUGAAUAUGUGAUGUGGUUGUUGUUGUGUGCCCUUAAGUCAUUUCCAGUUUACAGUGACCCUAACACAAACCUGCUGUGGGAUUUGCCCAGAAGUGGUUUACCAUUGCUUUUGAUAAUCAGUACACAAACGAUCACCCACAAAUCUGUUUCAUAUAUUUUUUGGUGUCAGUCAAUAAACAACUGUAAUGUCUUAA
Molecule: messenger RNA, 4194 nt
Organism: Anolis carolinensis (green anole)
Lineage: Eukaryota; Metazoa; Chordata; Lepidosauria; Squamata; Anolidae
Gene: il20rb
Product: interleukin 20 receptor subunit beta
Exons: 7
Coding region: 1667-2581 (304 amino acids)
Biological process (GO): cytokine-mediated signaling pathway
Cellular component (GO): plasma membrane
Molecular function (GO): cytokine receptor activity; interleukin-20 binding
Source: RefSeq, a predicted model, not a curated record